AAUAUUCAUUAGUUCGGGAUUUGUCCAUUCUUUAUUUCUACAGCAAAAUAUGUAGUAUACGUUGAUCGGAUGGCAAUACUGUAGAUAUCAUUUUUCCGAUACAAUAUUGUUGGUGUUGAUUAUCCAGUCCUAACUCAUUUAGCAUUUCUACGAAUGUAUGGCAUUCUUUGUCAAACACCCUUAGCGAACUGACAGAAAGAUUUAUGAAUUUAACAGAUGUAAAGGUUUGAUCCAGUUCUCUAAUUAGGUUCUUAUAUUUAGCUUUCUUGCGGUUAACAUUGUUUGUGAGGUACUGGCUGCAUGUUAUAAGUAUAAAAUUGAUGUAAGAACAAUGGAUAAAAUACGUUAAUUACAAGAUGCAUUUUUGUUUUUUCGCCUUUAGUGGUUUCAGUGAUCGACAACAAUUAACAGAUAGAAUGGAGGAUGUUUUGAUAUCAAUUCAAAGAAAUGGUGUUGCACUCAAAGGUAAGACAAAGUGCAUGAUAAAGAAAUAUAUAUAAUACUAUACAAGAAAAUCACUCACUUCUGAUUGGCCGAGCAGUGCAAUUUUAUCCUAAUAUACAUACAGUGUGGCAAGCGCCAAAACAAAAGACACUUUGAUUUAAGUUUUGAAUUCUUGUAAAAUCUUGUUGUUUCAUUCUGAAAUAAUUGAGUAAAAUUUAAGUAGCUUUAUGCAUGCAUUCUGCAUAUUUUUUAUGUAUACUAUUAAGUAAUAGUAGUGGUUUCUCGUUCAAUUUGGAAAAACAAACACUCGUGAGUUUUUCAAAGACUUGCAAUUUUGAUCGUCUUUGAAAAACUCACUCGUUUUCCAAAUUACACUCGAAAUCAUACUAUUACCUAUAGAAAUACAUCAAUGAUUGUAUAGCCGUGUUCACAAGUCUGUAUACGCCUGGCGCCCCGCUGGCCUUUGCCAUGCAGGUUGUUAUUUCACUGAUUUACUGACAAAUGUAAUCUGCAAAUCAGCGUUAGCCAAGUUGCCUAUACUAGGUUUUGUUUUUCUUAUUUUAUACAUACCUAUGCUGCAGCAGCAAAAGUCAAGUUUCUCACUCAUGCACUGAUCGAUUAUUACUCGCUGGGGCACCUGUGCCCCAGACGAGUAUAGGUUUCGGCAUGCAUUUGUCACGGAUCACGGAUAGUGGAUCUCCAAUCGUCGAUAGCCACAAAAUAGAAUAUUAAUGAGCUGCUUGAUCCUUUUCAAAAUGGCGGGGCCUUUCGUGGAGUGGGCAAAAUGUUUCAAACAAUUUCGGGCCCCAUUUCGUGAAAAUUUUGAACAAAUUGUACCUGUUUUCUAUGGAUUUUGCAUUGUAUCUAACUCUGGACAUUCUUGCUAGUUUAUUUAAUGCGUUUUUCUUGGUGCACGACUCUGAAAAUCCGAAAUUUGGAUCGUUGAAUUCCCGUGCACGAUCAUAAUAUACUUACAGGGCCGCCCAGAGGUUGGCGGGGGCCCGGGGCAAAUUUUUUUUAGGGGCCCCUAUGUAAAAAAAUUUUUCCGGAAAAAUUUUUUUUCCGGAUAACAACCUCCCCCCCCCCCCCUCUGGGCGGCCAUGUAUACUUAAUCUGAAUAUAAACGAGCCAAAGACAAUUUCAAGGUAAAAGAUUAUAACGUAAACUGCACAACGUAGUUUUAGUUAAUAACGACUUUAUGAGAAGCAUAUUGGUGUCAUAUCAAUAGAAAAUUUAUCGAACAACAGUCCGUGAAAACUGUAGUGUACUCAGUGCGAAAUAUGAUAUUGUGUUUGUAAUGCCUAUUAAUGGCGCAAUAAGGAUAAAAAUACCACCAUUCGAUUCAGCGUAAGAAAUUGUACUUACAGAUGUCAAAUGUAUUACUAAACACCAGUAUUACUAAACACCAUAGCCUUUGAAAAUCAAGCGAAAUUGUAUUGUUAGAUAUUCAGACAGUACAUCAUAUUUUAAAAAAUACAGCAGUUCAAAAUGUAAACAAACCGUUUGUUUACAUUACGAACUUGACUUCCACUUUAAUAUACGCACGUAAAACUUUAAAUCUGUUUAAAUGUUACUUAUAAAAUAACCAAAUAAAUAAAGCAACAGAAUUUACUGCUCCGCAAGUUUUAGUAUGAAUUGUUAAAGCCUGGUUCUCAUAUGCCUGCGGUAUGCCUGCGACUGUAUCAUUAUGCCUCUACUUGCCGCCGAAAUACCGGCAAAGUUGAACUCAAGUCAACUUUCCCGGCCUACCGCCGAUGGAACAAAUGUUCACAUAAUUUACGUUUUAAAGCUAGCACCGGUAUCGUCGCCGGUACGUCGCAGGCAUACUGUAUAUGUGAACCAGGCUUAACUUAUUUGUAAAAUAUUUAAAAAUAGAAGGAUUCAAAGUUUUACGUGCGUGUACGUGCGUACGAAAAACGCAACAGUGGAAAUCAGCCUUUAGAUCUUAACAGUAUUAAAUGUGCGUCAGUUGUAUAGCCCCAGCGAGUUAACGCUCCAUAGAGCGUCUUGUUUAGUUGUAAUAAGGCUAUAUACACUGCAUGGAUGUUGCUUUUUUCAGGAAACCUACACACUCCAAUUGAAACUCCAAGUUUUAAGUCGCUUAAUGUUCAACUCAGGUGAAUAAUUCGUAUUUUUAUACAGUUGAACAGUUAUGAUGCAUGCACUCUUUGCAUCCUGUAUAUUUAUUCAAUGUAAAGUGAAAACGAGCCCUGCAUGCCAUUCAGAAAAAGCUUCGACGAACAAAAUCUAUAGUUCUAUAGAAACAAAAUGCGACAAGUAUGCUCACGCACAGGUAUUGUCAGGUUGGAAAAUUAUAUAAUCUAGCAGAAUAGAUCUGUCUGAAUGGUUAAUGGCAUGGAAUAGAAUGGUCGAUGGAAUAGAAUAGAAUGGAAUAGAAUAAAUUAAAUAGACUGGACUGGACUAGCCGAAUGGUAUGGUAUAUGGUAUGGUAUGGUAUGGUAUGGUCAGAUGGGAUGGUAUGGUAUGGUAUGGUUUAGUGUGGUAUGGUGUGGUAUGGUAUAUGGAGACUAUUAGAUCCUUAGGUAUUAGAACUACAUGCAUGAACAUGCAAUGUAUAUAGGUCGGUAAUUUUAGGUUAAGAUGAACGCAUAUUUACUGUAGCAUUUCGCAUACAAAAUAUAUGUAAUAGACAAUUCCCAUUAUAGACUAAUUUUAAAACUAGGCGGCAAGGAGAUGCAAAUAAAUCACCACAGCUAGAAAGAGCAUACUAAAAUUAGUAAAAUACAAAAUUUGGUAGCGAAAUGUUGUAAAAUGUGGAAAAUAUAUAGCCUUGCAAAGUUUGCAAAUUUUGUAUACUUUUGUAUUGCGUGCGACCAUUUUCGGCCUAAAUGUGGUAGGAAUGUGGUAGGAAUUUCCGCAAGCAAUACAAAAGUAUACAAAAUUUGCGAACUUUGCAAGGCUAUAUUUUCCUCAUUUUACAACAUUUCGCAACCAAACUUUGUAAUUUUACUAAUUGUAGUAUGCUCUUUCUAGCUGUGGUAAUUUAUUUGAGUUUCCUUGCCUAAUUUUAAAAUUAGUCUAUAAUGAGAAUUGUCUAUUAAUUGCUUCAUUUUACAGAGUAAAACUUGAUCUUUACGCCAAUGUUGUUAAAUGCAAGUCGUUUGAAAACAUCAAAACGAGGUAGGACAAUCUUUAUUAAUAAACUGUGCCCAAUAAAAUGUUUUGUUGUUAUUGUUCACUCGGUAAUCUUUCUGCUAGCGCGCGGGUCUGGAAAUUAUGAAAUACUCACUCGAGAACAUUUUCAACUUUAAAACAGGAUCUGAGAUAGACUUAACCAGGUUUUGCUGAAACUGCAUUUUACUUUCAGACAUCAGAAUGUUGAUCUCGUGAUGAUCAGAGAGAAUACAGAAGGAGAAUACAGUCAUUUGGAACACGAGGUAACACAGAAUGUUAUUAAGUAAUCGUAUUAAUAGUUGAAAUAAAAAUCUGACCUAUUUCAUACUUUUGUUGCAACUAUAUAAAUUUUAGUAUAGCUUUAGUUUAGCCAAUACCACUGCCAAAAUAAUCAGAAUAAGGCUUCCAAAACCCCCUUUGCCCUCAUCCCUGAUAAUUGUAAUGUUAUGUCUGGCCAUCGUAUAGUAUCAAGACAAUAAUAAUGCCAUGCACCAAAUAAGGAUAUGCUUUUUUAUUUGCUGGAUUACGGAUUUUGCCAGUAUUAAAGGUGCAUGCAUGCAUGAGGGCGAGAAAAAGAAGGAAUUGUGCAAUAUUCGGUCAUGUUUCCAAUUCCACGUGUUUCACGCACACAUCACGUGGCAUACCCAUGAGUGACAAUUACGUGUUGAACGUUUAGCUUGCAACCCAGUCUGACUUGAUUCCUGCAUGCUUUUCAUCAUUUAAUUUAUAUUUUUUUCGUUUUGCAUGUGAAUGGUUUCGAACGAAUACAUACAAUUUUAGACCUAACUUGGAGCAGUUGUGAAAAAUGCAACUUUAUAGGCCGUCCAGCAGGAAUCGAACAUGCGUCCCUGCGAGCUACUAAACUACAGAGUUCAUCAACCACAAGUUCUUGUAUAUAUAUAUUAAGGUGAUGCCAGUGUCAGCCUGUCAGGUACUAUAUAUCUACUAAAUAUCAUGAUGUAGGCAUCUCUUUUCAAGAUUGUGGACAUCUUCGAAAUGGAAAAUUUGCACGUUUCAUUUCCGAUACCUUCACGUGUUUUUUAUUACUAUUCUAGAACGUUCCUGGUGUUGUUGAGAGUCUUAAGAUAAUGACUGAAGAAAAAUGCUCCAAAAUUGCAAAGUUUGCGUUCGAGUAUGCUAGAAAUAAUGGAAGAAAAAAGGUCACCUCUAUUCAUAAAGCUAACAUAAUGUAAGAUAUUGAAUGUAUAAUUUCGCCAUAAUUUUUACAACCCAUGCAGUGAACAAUAUAAGUACUAGCACUACAACGGUAUAUUUUGUUAUUUAAUCUUAUAUAGGAAACUUGGCGAUGGUCUUUUCCUACGGUGUUGUGAUGAAGUAUCACGUGAUUAUCCUGAUAUUGAAUACAACUCUAUGAUCAUCGACAACUGUUGCAUGCAGGUGACGCCUGUUGCAUGCAUAAUUAGCUAGUAAUUUAAUAGUUGUAGAAUGAGUCCCUUGAAGUGCUUAUGUAUGGUAAAGAAAUUCAAAAUGACUUCUCUUCACCAUAAUAGUAUAAUACCAAGGUAUAAUUCAACUUUAGCAUGUUCGUGUGUGUUAGAUAUUGAGUUUAGCGAUAACAUUUUUACACAGCAACAAAAUCCAGGCUUUUAUUAGCUGUCCAAUGAUACUUUUUUUGAAAUGGUAUAAAGGAAAAUGACCAAAUACGAGUCGAAUAAAUUGCCGGUCGAAAUCGCAUUUUUCCAAUUAUUGAAAAUAAAUCUCAUUUGGAUAAAAAAUUCAUGAAUUUUGAUUUAAAAACCCCGAACAUAUGGAUAAAAUUAAGAAAUUGUUGACGAAUGUGGUCACUCAGUUUUGUUUCAAGCUAUUGUUUGGAAAGACACAUCAGCUAGUAUUUGCUCAUUUUUUCUUGGAAUAAUACAAAACAAGGUGCCAUUCAAAAGCUAAAACCUGAUCGUUAUUAUAUAAAAAAAAUUUGGAUUACCUUUGUUGAUACACCCGACGGAGGGCCUUCGCUCGAAACGUCGAAGUUCUCCUUUUUAUUUUUCAGGUAGUUCCUUCCUUUCAAUCCAGAGUUUUCUUAUUAUACACUCUUUCGAUAAUUACGUCACACAUACUUUUUGGUCUUGGAGCCUCGCUCUCAUUAGUAAAUCACGCAAGGUGAUUGGCUCACGAUUCAUGAGAGCGAGGCUCCCAGGCCAAAUGACGUAAUUAUCGAAAGGGUGUAUUGGCACACUAGCACAGUCCGUUCAAGAUAAUGACCUAUAUGAGCCUACUUGUCACUCUAUAUAUAUAGACAAUGGCUUGUGUGCAUCAUUCACUACGAGCUAUGACAUUUACCUUGGUUACUAUAUAACCUGAAUUAAAAAGAUUGUGUGAUAUCACAGUUAAGCUAAGAAAGAUCGAAGAAAGAUCUUACGUGAUCAUAUUGAUUUUUUACCACGCAAGCAGUUAUAAAAAAUUGGUGCAAGAUUGUCUAUGCAAAAUGAUUAUUGACAACCUGCCUUAUUGUUUUAAUUAUCCAGCUUGUUGCAAAUCCAGAACAGUUUGAUGUGAUGGUGAUGCCUAAUUUAUACGGAAAUAUUGUCAGUAAUAUAGCGACAUCUUUGGUUGGUGGGCCUGGCUUGGUGCCAGGAGAGAAUGUUGGUGAUAACUACGCUUUAUUUGAAUCAGUACGUGUUGUUUUUUAACUUGUUCCUUUCUCAUUUUUAAUUUAAUGCCUAUAUGUAUACCAUGCACCCUUAAUUGUACCAAGACAUCUCGACAUUACAGUAUAUCAGUGGAAUUAUUAUAUCUUUGUUGUAUUAAAGUACCACUGAUGUCAAGAAUCUUUAUUGUCGUAUAAUAAUAAUUUGUGUCUUGUUUUCUUUAAAUAACUCGUAUCUUGACUUUACAAGAUGGCAAUAUUAUUCGGAGUAUUUUUUUCUUAUAUUUUUUGUCCUAUGUUAAAGACCUUUUAAAAUGUUAAAGAAAAAUGUUCGUUUCUUGCAUGACCCUUGCUUGAGAUAUUUCAGUUUGUUUGAUAUAUGCGAGUAUCCGAAUUACCUCACCCAUAAUUAUAGAGAAUGUGACUUAUUGUAUAAAUAUCUGAAAUAUCAUGCAUGUAAUGCAAUGUAUAACAAAAAGAUGUACAUUUAGCUAAACUACUCUCGUACAGAAAUAUUUUGGGGCUUUGAAGCGCGACGGAAAGAGGUUUGCAUGCCAGUAGCGUGUAUCUGUGAUCUACAUACAGAACAACACAUGCACAUCAUCAUCACAGCGUCAUUAGACGGAUUGUACUCCGAUUAUUAUAUAGUUAUAAGAAGAUUAUAUAUGCAAAACAGUGACGAAGCCAGCCCGACAAUUUGGUCAUGCUAUGCAAAUACUUCUAAUUUCGAAAGAAAUGAAUAAUGAUUUAAAAUUUGCAUAGCAUGACGAAAUUGUCGGGCUGGCUUCGCCACUGAUACAAAAGAUUUAGGUUUACUCUUUUUACAUUGAGGCAUUGACCUUAAAGACCUGGGACCCCGGUUGAACGAAGCCCGGAUAGCGCUAUCCACUGGAUAGUGAUCUUAAUUUUCAACCUUUGAAAAAUGAGACCUGAAAAGCUGUGAGACAAUGAAUAUGAAAACAUAUUAAUUUUUAAAUACAAAACUUAAAUAUGGGUUUUACCAAUCGACGACCAAUUUUAGAAAGCUUGAAAAUAUAACUAUAUUUGGUAGAUAACGCUAUUAGAAUUAUUACUAUGCAGCAAACCGGCCCCAUGUGUUGUGAACAGCUUACUGACUUUACUUUUACCCUAGUUAACCCACAUUUUGCUACAUUAUAUAAUAUAUCAAUUGUACUUGUGGUAGUGUUCCGUAAGAUUUUUCUGAGUUAAAUAGGCUUGAACUAAAAAACUCAACGGUUAUUUUUACAUUUUGAGCGUAGGCUCGAAAAUUAAAAUUAAAAAUGUUUUUGUUUUUCAGGGAACACGAAACACAGGUGCAGAUUUAGUUGGGAAGAAUAUUUCUAACCCAUUUGGAUUUUUGUUUGCUAGUACGCUUAUGUUGCAGCAUGUUGGGUAUGAUUUUGUGCAUUCGUUUAAAUUUAAUUACCAAUAUCGUAGACCAAGAAGAACUUCCAAGCGAAUGAUAUAUUAGCUCUAACAGGGUUAUUAAAUGAGUUAGUUUCAGACGGGAAAAGUCGCGAAAACUUUAAUAAAUUAUUCGAGGAUUUUAACUGUAUAUUAAUAUUUUUUAUUGUAGGUUUAAAGCUCAUGCUUCUGUCAUCAACAACGCCAUUUUCAGAGUAAUUUCUGCUGGUCAGGUAAACUUUUAUAUACCUUCACUUUUUCAUACCUUCUUUAUUUUGUGCUGAACACAAGGACAAACAAGACGUUUGGCUCAAAAAUAUAUACAAGUCUCACUUAUCAUGCAAAAAUAUGUUUUGUGUUUAGUAUUAUUUACCGACCUCACUCGUACAUAUGAAAACAUGCAUUUAAACCAAAGUGGGUGCAUUAGAGUGAACUGGAACCCAAUUACAGUGGUUAAAAACCUAGUUCUUUUUAUCUGAUUGCAUCCAUUACUCCAGUAUCGAGAAUUAUUUGGACGGAACUACCUAAUAUUAAAUACAUGCAAUGAGCAUAUAGUCUUGUAAGUAAUUUUUAAUUUAUUUACAGUUUACGGAUUUGGCCAUUUUGUUUCGUUUUCUAGCAUUUAACUCCUGAUAUUGGUGGGACAAGUUAUACCACAGAUUGUUUGAAAGCGUUAAGAGAUGAACUUGAUAAAGAACUACCUCUAGAUGUAGUCAUGUACGAGUAAACACCAUGGGUCUUAAUAAACUUCGUGUAAAUGAACCAAUGUAUAUUUCAAACACUAUACAUGUGACAGCCUGGUGUAAAUAAUCUUAUGAAUUGGAAUCUUCAAUAUGAUUUCUAUCCUAAAACGGCUUCGUAUACAGAUGAUUGAAAAGUUGGAGGCUAUAAACUUAAGAAAGUAUGACGGCUAUACGACAACGGCCUAAUGCACACGAACUACCUGAAUGCAAGACGGUAAAUUAAAAUUUGUCCAGCACCAUUAUCCUGGAUUUUCAUAAAUCAUUUAGUAGAAUAUAAUUCUGAAUAAUCCUCAAUUCUGAAAUGUGAAUGUAUUAAUCAUCAAAUGGUAUUAUAGAUAAUGUGAAUUGAAAUGCUUACGUCUGCGAUGUAUAGGCCUACACAUUUAAAUGGGGAUUUUCGUGAAGAAAAUCCCGCUUUGCGUUGGUCGAACAUAUGAAACUACAGUAUGCAUGUCUAUGACGAAAUCAUCGUCUAAAAGUGUUUUAAAAACACUUUAUUUAUUUUUUUAUUUAUUUAUUUUUUUUACAUACAUGCAUCUACCUGUAUACUGGCAUGCAUUGUUCGUGGUUGAAUUACCAUUGCGCUUUGUCAGCCGCUUACUUGUUUCUCAUUAUUAUUAGUAAAGUUUAACUUUUCAACAAUUAAAAUUGUUUUCAACAAUAAAAAAUAAAAAAAAUAAAAAAAUUAAAAAAAAAAAAAAUUUAAAAAUAGCAUGGUUUCGAGUGCAAUUUGGAUAUAACAUGCACGAGUGAGCUUUGAAAAACUCACGAGUGCAUGUUUAUCCAAAUUUCACGAGAAACCAUGCUAUUAUACUUAUUAAUAAUUUACAUAAAAGUAUUCGAGACAAUCAAAUUUGAACUUGACCAAGUGUGGGAAUCUUUCGGCACCGCCUAAAUGCGGCCAUGUUUGUUUUCAAAAAAAGAAUAUUUUUUAAAUUUUCCCGCCAAAACUCAGCUCAAUUUUGGUUGGUUUAUAGUGAUUACAGAAACGUGCACUGUGAUUACAGAAAAUUGCACCGUGAUUACAGAUUGUUGCGCUGCUGUUUGGGAUUAACUGUACUGAAAUCAACCAAUCACAGACGAGUAAUACUUUUUUGUGGUAGGUUCGAUUCCCACCGUGGCCAGGCAUAUUUUUCAAGCUUGCCCGGUGUGGAAAUACACUCAGAGUAACAUCACAAACAUCGUAUUCACCUCAGUACAUUACACCAACACAUGCAGAUAUUAACAAAGUUGCAAACUGCAACUCUGUAGAUUAUGCAAAGGUAAGGUGUUGUAGAGUUGAUAAAACAUGCUUUGAAAUAGAAACGCUACACAGGCUCCAGCCAAAAUGACGUGCUUUCCGAGUUUCCGGUCCACAUGCUAACAGGAUGUCAGUUUGGUUGAUGACCCAAAUGGUCAAUUAACGUUGCAUUCAUUACAUUUUCAAAUUCAUUUAUUUAUCCCGACCUUAAAUCUAUAACACUUUCCCCUCACAUAGAGCGUUUGCUGUUUGCACUCAUUCCCCAGGGUGGUGUUCCAGACAAAAGAGUCUAAUUAAAAUUCUUUUGAAUUGGAACACCAACACGGCGGCUGUGACGUCAUGUGCAAACGCUCUAACCACAUGUUAUAUAUGCACCACAAAAUGUAUACAUGCGUUUUGACAAUGUAUAUAUUCUCCAAGUUUUUUGCAGCCAAGAACAUCAAGUUAGUGAACUGAAAGUUAUCCAUAAACCCUACUUAUAGUGUCAACGAAUUACCUUAGAGUUUCGUGUCCUUUACACGACGACUUUUUGACGGCGUCUCUGCACCUGUACUGGUGCCUCUGGAUGAACUAAAUAUUAAGGUGUUGUAGAGUUCAUAACACUUUCUUUGAAAUAGAAACGCUGCACAGAUAAACAAACCUUGGAAACUGACGAAAAUAAUAAACAGAUACUCAAAAGCGCCAGUUUCCGUUUCCACGGCAACCUGGAGCAGUCCAAACAACCAUGUGAAUCCCAUCAAAGUUGAUAAUUUGAGGCAAACUUUGACGUUCUGCAUUUGACGUUUCUUUGCUUCCUUUCCAAGGGCUUUG
Messenger RNA from Paramuricea clavata, 10381 nucleotides. The record is from the annotation of a GenBank genome assembly. NCBI's taxonomy places the organism in Eukaryota, Metazoa, Cnidaria, Anthozoa, Malacalcyonacea, Plexauridae.